AUGGCGGGCGAAGUGGAAUUCGGUCUAAACGACUUCGUGCCCGUCUCCUACAGUGCGGGCUUUAUUGUUCUUUCAUAUCUUGUCAGUUUAGCCGGAUGUGCAACAUGUUUGGAAUUGCUUCACCGUCGGACCUCUCGAUUCGGCCUUUAUAAUUGGUAUCUCUUGAUUAGUGCCGCAGUGUGUAUGGGAGGCAUCGGGAUUUGGUGUAUGCAUUUUAUCGGCAACAGGGCAACCAUACUUCACCAUGGCGCCAAUUAUCAAAUUUCUUACAGCUCUGCUUUCACGGCAGUGUCGUUUCUAUUACCGAUCGUCGUCCUCAUGAUCGCUUUUUAUUUCAUUGGAGCAAGUGAAAGAGCAGAACUGUGGUAUAUCGUUCUCACAGGUGUUUUGACUGGCGCAGCGGUCUGCGGCAUGCACUACGUUGGACAACUCGGGAUAGCAAAUUACACCUGCAGCUAUAAGCUUCCCAAUGUUAUCGGUGCGGCGGUCAUUGCGGUCGCAGCGAGUAUCACGGCAUUGGGCGUCUUCUUUCGAAUGCGUGCCUCCUGGACAAAUAGCUGGUGGAAACGAGUGAUCAGUGCAACCAUUCUCGCGAUUGCCGUCUCAGGAAUGCAUUGGACGGCUGCAGUUGGCACGCUCUAUCGGGUUAAGAAUGUCUUUCAAGACACUUCAGGCCAGCUUUCGUCAAGUCAAACAGUUAUUGUUUGCACCACUUUGUCUUGCGCCUCGUGUGCAUUUCUUAUAGUACUCGCUGUUCUUACGAAACGACGACAUAAAAAGUCUGCCAAUCGUGUACGCCAACUGGUUCUCGCUUCCGCAUUUUUUGAUUCAUCAGGCAGAGUCAUGGUCUCACCUGAGGGCCUUUUACCAAGCCAAAAGAUCACCAAUCAGUAUAUUGAUCGCACUUUUGCCGACGAUGAAUUCAGCAAAACGCAUCCGGCCUUUAUCUGGGCAUUCAGAGCCAGUCGUAACUGGGCUAUUUUCCGGAAACUCAUCCCCGGAAUGAAAUACCAUCUUCUCUCAGACGCAACCACAAAGGCGUUCUAUCCCGGGAAUAGUGGAGCGGCAGAUGGCCGCGCUGAUAUCGACCUGGAUUUCGAGUCAGUCUUCAAAGAGCUUUUCUGCGUGGCAGCGCAAGAACUUGCAGAUCGACUCCACCAGCCCCUCGAGAAGAUGGGAGAACUAUACGACGAUAUCAUCAUCACAGGGACGCAAUCCGGCGCACAAAAGCAAGGCCUAGAGCGGGACCUUGAAUCCGUAUACAUACCUAAAAUGCUGGGCAAAGGUCAAUUUCUUUUCACUGUCCGACAGCUAAGUAAAGAGGAGGCAGCUCAGCUCUCCGCUACCGGUUGGAGUUUUGCUGCUAGACAGAAUAUAGCCCCGACCCUCGCACGAAGUAUGCAAAUCCCGCCAGAAGACAUGCUGAUCAGCUUGGAAAAUAUGCGGGACUAUAGCGACACCCAGAAGAUGAUGGAACCGGGUGUUCAUCUGAUCUGCUUCUCGCUCCACCCCUCAGUCAGAAAGGGAUUUGAUGUUCUCGUAUGUGAGGAAGCACCGAAUAUCCUACCACAUGUGACUCUACCAAUUAUGUCGGUUUCACAGCGACAAAUAGAUUUCCUGUCUCGCAUGGAUGAUUGGCCUUUGACCCUAUGUUUGAGGUGGCUCAAGCAAACCAGUACAGAGCACGCCGACCCGGAACUAAAAGCAUUUUGUCAGCAUAUGUAUAACGCCAUAGUUGGACUUGCAGACUUGAUUGACAGCCCAGCCUUUGGUGGAGCUAAAUUUUCAGCGCGGCGCAUCAUGAUCCCCUGCCGCUCGACUGGACAAGCUGGCGGAACAGGGAAAUGCACCGCCUUUUCGUUCCGUAUCAUCAACGGCCUACAAUCCCGCACUACAUCCCCUCAACUGUGCCUCACUCCUCUUCGUCUUUUCACAGCGCAACAACAGGUGUAUCCGGGCAUCGUCGACCAUGCAAACUUCCAACAAACCGUCCUUGAAGAAUUCGGCUACUGUGCGGCGUACCAAACCCUCAAAAGCAGAUACACAGGAUCCGCUAAUAUCAGUUCAUCCGUACCAAGCUCUCAAGGCAUACGCCCCGGUCGCAGAAGCGACAUCUCCAAAACUACAACUUCCGAAGCCGAUGAUUCACGCUCGAGUCGAAAUCUUCCCUGGGGAAGUAUCAUGGUUAGCAAUCAAGUGACUGUGGAUAUUGUGGAGCGCCAGCCAUCUCACAGUGACGACAUCGGUGCUGCUUUCGAGAUGCAGCAACUGGGCGUUACCGCCGAGGCUAGCUGGCAUCAUGGCAUUUGUUAG
Messenger RNA from Uncinocarpus reesii 1704, 2313 nucleotides. RefSeq lists its product as uncharacterized. Lineage: Eukaryota; Fungi; Ascomycota; Eurotiomycetes; Onygenales; Onygenaceae. The record is from RefSeq and is a predicted model, not a curated record. Bases 1 to 2313 code for a protein of 770 amino acids. The transcript has 5 exons.